This is a messenger RNA of Melanotaenia boesemani (Boeseman's rainbowfish), 1737 nucleotides long. It is a transcript of the gene rad9a, whose product is annotated as RAD9 checkpoint clamp component A. The transcript is spliced from 12 exons. The record is from RefSeq and is a predicted model, not a curated record. Lineage: Eukaryota; Metazoa; Chordata; Actinopteri; Atheriniformes; Melanotaeniidae. Gene Ontology annotation, cellular component: checkpoint clamp complex. Bases 215 to 1405 code for a protein of 396 amino acids. Gene Ontology annotation, biological process: DNA repair; DNA replication checkpoint signaling; cellular response to ionizing radiation.
GGCGGCGUAAACAACGCGAGGUUUGGUUGAAUUUUCGAGCAGUUAUCGUAAAUUAAAAUAAGUAUAGUUUCAAAUGAAAUAUAUCAGAAAGGCGAUUUGUAGUCCGCAUGCGAACUGCUGUCAUAUAGACGUUUUACUUCAUGGCGGUAUAUGGCUGCUAGUUUUGGCUAACUUUCUGCCUAGUUUGCUAACUUAACGGAAUUAGUUAUCGGAAAUGCAGUGUAUCGUGACUGGAGGAAACGUGAAAGUGUUGGCCAAAGCCAUCCAUUCUCUGUCCAGAAUCGGUGAUACCUUGUAUGUGGAGCCUCAGAAAGAUGGGCUGGCCUUGCGGUCUGUAAACUCUUCUCGGUCGGCAUAUGCUUGCUUCCUGUUCGCACCACUAUUCUUCAGCAGAUACUCCAUUCCCACUGGGCUCAACUUCCACUGCAAGAUGGCAAUAAAGAGUGUGCAGGCUGUGUUCAGAUCGCUGGCAAAGUUGGAGAAGACAGUGGAAAAGUGUCACAUUGAGCUGGAUGAACAGAAAGACCGUCUCACUUUCACCCUGCACUGCAAAUACGGUCUCUUGAAGACACAUAACCUGUCUUACCAGGACAGUGAAAGCUUACAGGCAGUGUUUGAUAAGGACAGCUGUGCCAAUGUAUUCAGAGCCCAGCCAAGGGUGCUGGUGGACACAGUUGCUCACUUCCCUCCAUCUCUGGAAGAAGUGACUGUGACAGUGACUGAUGAACGGAUGUGGGUCAGGAACCAUGUGGAGGAUGAAGCCGAGCUGUCCAAAGCCAUGCUGACAGAGCUGUGCCUGGCUUCAGAUGAGUUUGACCAGUUUGCUGUUAAAGUUCACAACAGCAUCACAUUUUGUCUGAAGGAGCUACGGGGUUUGCUGUUGUUUGCAGAGCCCAUUGGUCUCCCUAUCUCUAUGUAUUUUAAUGAACCAGGCAGCCCUGUGGUGCUUUCGGUAACAGACAGUGUCCUGGAAGGGGACUUUGUGCUGGCCACGCUUUCUGAUGAUUCAAAUCUUCAUAAAAACAACAGCAGAGGAGCGCAAACACAGACACCGCCCCCUCUUGAUGACUUCAUGAAUGAUGAUAUGGAUUCCUACCUAAUCGCCAUGGAUACUAGUAUGGCACCAGGCCCUUCAACCGCUGAUCCAUCCCCACCCUCUUUAUCUGCAUCUACAAGUUUAAAACAAACUACUACUGCAGCAAGUCACAGAACAAGAACGCACAGAGGAGGAGAAGACGAGGAGGAAGAAGAGGUGGAGGAAGAUCCUGACAGGCCACCUGACAAAAAGUUCCGCUCCCUGUUCUUCGGAUCAGUGCUUCCUCCAUCUUCUCAGAUGAGCACGCAGCCGGUAACCACUCAGGAAGUUCUGGCCAGUGACAGUGAGGAUGACACUGAAGCUGAGUGACUGUCAGAGACACAUGGACAAACCCGAGUGUGGGUGACUGCGAGAGUGCUGUUACACCAUGACACAUGGACUACUUGAAACUGAGGAAUUGGACAUUUUGGAUGCAACUUUUUAAUCUCUGCAAUGGCCUAUGCAAGUGUUACAUAGACCUGGUUUAAUGUGCGGAGGCCAGUACUUCAUUUUGAAUUCCAGUCACUGGAUUGUAAAGCUCAAGGUGGAUUUAAAAUCAGAAAUUAUGGAAACCCUAAACUUGAAGCACUUUGUCAUCUGUGUGUUUUUUUAAGGAGAUGCAGGAUUUCAGUCCCACCAAUUAAAACAAACUUAUAUUUCAA